AUGAGGAACGUAGGGAGGUUAUGGAGGCCCACACUCCGCAUCCAGCGCCGGGACUUCUCGUCCUCGGCCCGCCGGCUGGAUAACUAUGCCUUCAUCGGCCUGGGCCAGAUGGGGUUUCAAAUGGCGAGGAAUCUCCAGGCCAAGCUACCACCCAGCGACACCAUCCGCGUCUUUGACAUCAACAAGGCCGCCGCGGAGAAGCUGAUGCAUACGAUGAAAACACAGCAAGCCGGCGGUGCGGUGGCAGAGGUCGCUGACAGCGCCGGCGACGCGGCUAGGGAUGCGGAUACUGUCAUAACCUGCCUUCCAGAGCCAAAGCAUGUCAAAUCCGCAUACGAGACCAUCCUCUCGGCGUAUGCCACCACCCCAAAAAGCGAAUCACCCGCGAAGCCCAAGACGCGGCUCUUCAUUGACUGCUCCACCAUCGACCCCUCCUCCUCACGGGAGGUCGCCAACGCCGUAUCCACCGUCUUCCCCAACGGGCGAGGCAGCUUCGUCGACGCGCCCAUGUCGGGCGGCGUGGUCGGGGCCACGGCGGGGACGCUGACCUUCAUGCUGGGCGCACCACAAGCCCUACUCGGCUGCAUCGAGCCGGUCCUGCUCCGGAUGGGCAAGCGGGUGCUGCACUGCGGUCCGCAAGGCGCCGGCUUGUCGGCCAAGCUGGCCAACAACUACCUGCUCGCCAUCGAGAACAUCGCCACGGCCGAGGCCAUGAACCUGGGCGUGAAGUGGGGGCUGGACCCCAAGGUGCUCGCGAGCGUGAUUAAUGUCAGCACGGGCAAGUGCUGGCCGAGCGAGGUCAACAAUCCCGUGCCGGGCGUCGUGGAAACGGCGCCGGCGGGGCGGGAUUAUGCGGGCGGGUUUGGGAUUGGGCUGAUGAGGAAGGACUUGAGGCUUGCGAUGCUGGCGGCUAAGGAGGCGGGUGCAGAUCUGCCUCUAGCGGAGAAAGCGUCGGAGGUGUAUGAGACGGCCGAGUCGGAGGAGAGGUGUAAGGGCCGCGACUUUUCGGUCGUCUAUCGCUGGCUUGGGGGGAAAGAGUGA
Molecule: messenger RNA, 1041 nt
Organism: Chaetomium globosum CBS 148.51
Lineage: Eukaryota; Fungi; Ascomycota; Sordariomycetes; Sordariales; Chaetomiaceae
Exons: 3
Coding region: 1-1041 (346 amino acids)
Biological process (GO): L-valine catabolic process
Cellular component (GO): mitochondrion
Molecular function (GO): NAD binding; 3-hydroxyisobutyrate dehydrogenase activity; NADP binding
Source: RefSeq, a predicted model, not a curated record